Molecule: messenger RNA, 1580 nt
Organism: Drosophila melanogaster (fruit fly)
Lineage: Eukaryota; Metazoa; Arthropoda; Insecta; Diptera; Drosophilidae
Gene: SecS
Product: Sec synthetase
Exons: 4
Coding region: 124-1560 (478 amino acids)
Biological process (GO): translation; conversion of seryl-tRNAsec to selenocys-tRNAsec
Cellular component (GO): cytoplasm
Molecular function (GO): transferase activity; selenotransferase activity; tRNA binding
Source: RefSeq, marked reviewed
ACAAUAUGGCAUCGCCGCCUUACUUGCUCAGUAAGAAAAUUUAACUGUUUUUUUUUUGCGCACCUGAAAGCGGCGAUAGACAUUGUUUACUUUUAGUUUAUAUUUACAUUAUCCAAAAGCCAAAUGAACUUUGAGCAGGUCAAUAUACCAGAGAAACUAGUGCCGGACAACUAUUUGCAACUGGGACUGGCUGCGCAACGCAGUAAGCAGCGCAGUUUUAAGGAGCUGCUCGAAAAGCGAAAGCUUCCGAAAAAUGGUUGGUCCGAUGAACGUAUCGAGGAGCUGGUGCACAUGCUGGCUUCCUUGGACAGCAAUAACUAUCCACAUAAGGUCGGUUUAGGAGAGCGGGAGGCGCGUAUAGCCUGCAAACUCGUGGCUCGCCGUCACUACAACUUCGGUCAUGGUAUCGGCAGAUCUGGAGACUUACUAGAGGCACAACCCAAGGCAGCUGGCUCUACGCUGCUCGCUCGUCUCACAAACGCCCUGAUUCUGGACCUUAUUCGGGGAAUCGGACUGCCCAGCUGUGCUGGCUGCUUUUUGGUGCCAAUGUGUACAGGCAUGACAUUGACUUUGUGCCUGCAGAGUCUUCGCAAGCGGCGACCCGGGGCGCGGUAUGUGCUCUGGUCCCGCAUCGAUCAGAAGUCCUGCUUCAAGGCCAUCACAGCAACGGGCUUGGUGCCGGUAGUCAUCCCCUGCCUUAUUAAAGGAGAGUCCCUGAACACGAACGUAGAUUUAUUCCGAGAAAAGAUAAAGUCAUUGGGAGUGGAUAGCAUCCUCUGCCUGUACACUACCACCAGUUGUUUUGCUCCACGAAACAGCGAUGACAUUGCCGAAGUAUCCAAGUUGUCCAAACAAUGGCAGAUUCCCCAUCUGGUCAAUAAUGCCUAUGGAUUGCAGGCAAAGGAAAUCGUUAAUCAGUUGGAGUGCGCCAAUCGAGUCGGACGCAUUGAUUACUUCGUUCAGAGCAGCGACAAGAAUUUGCUGGUGCCAGUGGGUAGUGCCAUUGUGGCCAGCUUCAAUGAGAGUGUGCUCCACGAUGUGGCCAGUACUUAUGCUGGGAGAGCUAGUGGUUCCCAGUCACUAGAUGUCUUGAUGACGCUACUCUCACUUGGGCGCAAUGGCUUUCGAUUGCUUUUCGAUCAGCGGGGCGAGAACUUCAAUUACCUGAGAGAGAACCUUAGGAAAUUUGCAGAGCCACGCGGAGAGAUUGUUAUAGACAGCAGGUUUAACUCCAUAUCCUUGGCCAUAACAUUGGCCACUUUGGCUGGGGAUCAGAUGAAGAGCAUCACCAAGCUUGGCUCCAUGCUACACAUGCGUGGAGUUUCCGGAGCAAGAGUGAUAGUUCCUGGCCAAAAUAAAACUAUAGACGGGCAUGAGUUUCUAGAUUUCGGCUCCCACCGCAGCAACCUGCAAGUUCCGUACCUGACUGUAGCGGCAGGAAUUGGAAUAACCCGAGAGGAGAUUGACAAAUUCUUCGACAUUUUCAACAAGUGCUGGAACCAGAUUUUUCAAACUAAAAAUGAAAAAAUUAUGAGCCUACUAGAAACAACAAUCAAAUAAAAAACCUAUUUUUUAAUAUU